GAACUAUGUAAAAGAAGAGAAAGGCGUCGAAGCUAUUACUCUAGCUGGAUUUCUUGCAAGAGGUGGAAGAAACAUAGUUGCACUCAGGGUGCCUAUAUAAGCAUGCGUCACCACGAGACACACGACAGAUACAUUAUAGUCCAGUAAAUAUCUAGUGUUAUAGAUAGCUCUAAGAUGCAAAUAAAACAAAUUUUAACAGUACUGGCAAUUCUCAGCGCAGCGAUUGCUGUUGUAACCGCUUAUGGCCCCAGUCAACAGUCGGGUCCACUUAAGCGAGAUCUCUACUUCGGGCCUCGUUAUAAUGCGUAUCAUUCAUAUCCACGACGUCAUCGAGGCUUUUAUGAGAUACCACAACAUCGACCUGAAGAACAGCGACAACCUCUAUCAUUCGGCGGGCAUUCCAGUUAUCUAAAGAUCGGGGACCAACGACUUGAUUUCGCCUCUAUUCCUGCUGCUUUGUCAUUUGAAAACAGCAGAUUGUUAGCCACUGCAGACCCUAUAACAAUUCCAGCUAUUUCGUCUGUCGCCGAAGCGCCUGCGAACCAUGCUACCGCCAUCCCAGCAGUUUCAACUAUGUCUGACAUUCCACUGUCUGAUACUCCUGCGCCCAAAUCUGCUGCCAGCACCUCGGCCGUCACGGCUGGCAGAUCCGGAAGCAUCAAAGCCAACGAACUGUAUAACCCGGCGUCUACGGCAUCUAGACCGAUGGUUCCUACCAUGUCGCCUACUUCGGCCACUCCUAGAUUAACUUUAGCAUUAGGGGACGGCUCGACGAGGCUGACUUCUUCAAGCAUCCCCCGGGCGGUUUCCGAAAGUUCCACUGUACCGUUCAACGAGAAAAUUAUCACGAGUACCGCUACACCUGUAUCACUCAAACCUCCAGAACCAAAUUACGCUGUUCUAGGCGAGAAAAUCGUGCUUCAUCAAGGCAAAUACGUUCCACAAAAUCAGAACCAGAACCAGAACCAGAACCAGUUCGUCUUGGUUGAGACCAAGUAUCAUCCUGGAAGUAAUAACGGAUUCACUUUCGCGGAGUAUAGCAAGAAUCAAGAUGAACUAUUGAAAGGGAACUAUCCUACAAUUUCAGGAACGAAAUACAGUCUGCAAAACCAAAAUCAGAAUGAGUUUACGUCAAUUGGGACGAAAUAUCAUUCAGAGAGUAAUGACAGAUUCAUUUUUCCUGGAAUGAACAAGAAUCACGCUCAAGGAACGAUAUUACUACCCGAAACAACGUAUGUUCAACCAUACCAGAAUGAAAAUCAAAACCAGAAUUACAAUCAGAACCAGUUCGCUUUCACCCAGAUAAAAUAUCCUGAAACUAGCAGCAGGUUCACUUUUCCUGAGACUAACAAGGAUCAAAUUCAACCGCUGAAAGUGAACUAUCUCGUGCCACAAGACUUGAAGACUCCUCUCAUCCAGCAGGUUCCCCAGAGUUUCAACUACCUCUCCUCGUUGCCCAUCUCAAUUCAGACUAAGUUCCCUCAAGCAGAUUUUCCGGUUCUAGCAGCGUCAGCCAUUUCCGACUCUGUGCAAACGAUAAACUACAGUACACCGAGACUGCCAAAGAUAGAAUUUACUACUGGCGAUUCUGCAUCUGUAUCAUUACCUUCAGCCGGGCGCAUUCCAAACUUUAGGUUUGACGGAAGUUUCGCAGACGUUGGCCAGAGCGGACAAACAAGGAACUCACCAUUCUCCUCAGGGUUGCAGCUAAAUUUAGGAGGUUUCGCCGGGAUAGAUUACAGCAACUACCAACGCAGCCUUUCCAACCCUUCUAGCAUUUCUGGUACACGUCCAAUGGUAUUGGGAGUUGCAAAAGUCGGCUUAGCUCUGACAGAGCCACGAAGAUCUCCAGCACCAGCAUUUAAUACGAUUGAUUUCGGGACGAGCCUGUGGUGACUAUGAGAAGAUAAUCAAAAUCUAUGGCAAUCGCAUCCGACGAAGGAGUACUAUCACAAAAUUAUCUGCAUACUUUCCGCCACAAUAAUACUCAGUGGUUUAUGAAAACUCUGCAAUCGGACAUCACGGGGAAUCAAAACGGGCCAUUGAGGGUCAUUACUAUAAAUAUAUAUUAGGAUCAAUCAAACUCGCUCAUAAAUAAUAUAUUGAUAUUAAAUAUCAACGGAGCAAUAAGAUUGUUCCACAGCAUGUAGUCUAUUUCAUCAUGUAUUAUAUUAUUAUAUGUAUUAUAUGUCGUAACGAAGAUUUUUUGUGAAACCUGUCAUCUACAAAUAAUGACA
Molecule: messenger RNA, 2237 nt
Organism: Cephus cinctus (wheat stem sawfly)
Lineage: Eukaryota; Metazoa; Arthropoda; Insecta; Hymenoptera; Cephidae
Exons: 8
Coding region: 175-1896 (573 amino acids)
Source: RefSeq, a predicted model, not a curated record